AUGGCUAAGGUGUGUCCUCAAGCUUCCCAAGUUCUCUCUAUCCCUCCCUACAUGAGUGGCUCUUCAAAGAGAGAAACAUAUACCAUUUGGAUGAAAUCACUUGUGUGCCAUACCAAUGGUUGCACGAUCUAUAAUUCCAAGGGUGACGUGGUUUAUCGAGUGGACAACUACGACAAAAAGUGUAGCAACGAAGUUCAUCUCAUGGAUCUCCAAGGCAAAGUUCUUUAUACCAUACGUAAAAAGAAGUUGCAAGCUUUUGAACGAUGGGAUGGCUAUAGAUUGAGCGCCCCUUCUAAAGUGGAGAAGGAGAAGCCUUGGUUUCAAGUGACAAGAUAUAGUAGAAUGUUUAUGGGAAGCAUAGCUUGUCAAAUUACAGUAGAUUGUGACAAGUACUGGAUAGUGAGAUUGGCAGGCAAGAGUACUGUAAGAUUUAGAAUUGUUGACGUUAAUGGAGAUAUUGUUGCAGAGGCAAAGCAGAAGGUAUCAUCUUCUGGGGUAGUUCUGGGGAGUGAUGUAUUAACUCUGGAGGUGGUGCCUCAUAUGGAGCAUGCCCUUAUAAUGGCUAUAAUAGCUGUGUAUGGAUUGCUUUGUCGCAAAAUGUAA
This is a messenger RNA of Prunus dulcis (almond), 603 nucleotides long. Its product is annotated as protein LURP-one-related 4-like. The transcript has 3 exons. The coding region runs from base 1 to 603 and encodes 200 amino acids. NCBI's taxonomy places the organism in Eukaryota, Viridiplantae, Streptophyta, Magnoliopsida, Rosales, Rosaceae. The record is from RefSeq and is a predicted model, not a curated record.